Molecule: messenger RNA, 1038 nt
Organism: Saccostrea cuccullata (small rock oyster)
Lineage: Eukaryota; Metazoa; Mollusca; Bivalvia; Ostreida; Ostreidae
Exons: 2
Coding region: 86-1021 (311 amino acids)
Source: RefSeq, a predicted model, not a curated record
GAGUGCUACAUGUAUUGCUUGGAUGAUCAACGCCUAGUCGUGCACUAUAUAAACGGUGUCUUACCCAUCAGAAACUUUCGCGAAAAUGGGAUCACUAAAAUUACUUUGCUUAAUGCUAUCGAUUUCCGUGUACAGAGCCUUUUGUCAGAUACAGUUACCUGCAAAAGCAUCUGGCGAAUCUAAUGUGUUACCCAGUACCGUAUCAGGUAGAGCGUCCAACGCCCUACGUGACAUUCUGAAUCAGGAAAGCCUGGUCCGCUUCGCUAUGGUGCAAAAAAUACAAAGUGUGGUUAUAGAUGCCAUAGACAAUAAAAAUGAUAGGCAACUUAUGAAGGCAAAGCUCAGUGUGAUGACAAAGGACCUGAAGGAUUUGGAAACAAAAAGUCAAAAUAUGGAGGCCGAAAACAACAAACUUAAAGAGGAAUUAAAGGUGAUGUAUGGGAAAGUGAAUGACAAUAGGAACUUUACAAAGGACGUAAUUCAAAAUCUUGAUCAGAAAAUGAAAAGUAAGACUUCAGCUCUCCACGAUGAAAAUCUUAAACAAGCCUUGAAAAAUUUGGCAUAUGAAAAACAGCUUGAUUUGUUAAAUAAUACUAUAAAACAAAUGGAAAGAAGUGUUGGAAAAGACAUAGAGACACUGAAAUCAUCGGACAUGAGCACAUUGGAGAGAAUAAACACUCUGAAUACUUCGCAUGCAAUAGAAGUAAUCAAGAACUUCCAAAAAGUUAAAGAACUUGAUGAUAGCUUUCGAAAUAAAAGUUUGGUUCUGGAAAACAUUGAUCGAGGACUGACUGAAGGAAUUGAGGUUCUCCAAGACCAAAUGAAUGAAGUGAACGCGACAUUACAGAUUAGUGGCGUAGACGUACUUGCCAGACAAAUUAAAAAGAUGGAGGACACGUUCUCGAGUUUUGCAGUGACUGUGUCAGAAGGUACAGAAUUAUCUAAAUUCUAUAUUAGUCAAAAUUUCCAAGUCACCAGGCAGGUUUUUGCUUUACAUCGCUCUUAUAUUGAAUUAUUUUAACAGUAUAAUUUAAUAAG